Molecule: messenger RNA, 1752 nt
Organism: Cuscuta campestris
Lineage: Eukaryota; Viridiplantae; Streptophyta; Magnoliopsida; Solanales; Convolvulaceae
Source: the annotation of a GenBank genome assembly
AUUACAAUCAGUCUCAAAAAAGUCUGCAAGGUUUGCAAGAGAACUGGCCAUGAAGCGGGCUUCAAGGGGGCGACCUACAUUGACUGCCCGAUGAAGCCAUGUUUUCUCUGCAAAAUGCCCGGGCAUACCACAAUGUGUUGUCCACAUCGAGUGUCAAUGGAAUUUGGCGUCGUUCCAGCGCCACGUAGAAACAGGGAAAAUCCUUUGGAAUAUUUUUUCCAACGUCAGAUUCAACCCCGCACCCAUCCUAUCAAGCCGGCAUUCAUGAUCCCAGAUCAAGUCCGUUGUGCUGUUAUUCGAUAUCAUAGUAGACGAGUUACAUGCUUGGAGUUUCACCCUACUAAUAACAACAUUCUUUUAUCCGGUGAUAAGAAAGGGCAACUUGGAGUUUGGGAUUUCGCAAAAGUACAUGAGAAGAUUGUAUAUGGAAACAUACAUGGUUGUAUACUUAACAACAUGAAGUUCAGUCCAGCAAAUGAUGCAUCCAUAUAUGCUGCAUCUUCAGAUGGAACAGUUAGUCACACUGAUAUAGAGACUGGAAUUUCUUUGUCGUUGAUGAACCUUAAUCCUGAUGGGUGGCAGGGAGUAAGCACUUGGAGGAUGCUUUAUGGGUUGGAAGUAAAUCCAGAAAGAAAUGUUGUACUCAUUUCUGAUAAUUUUGGAUAUCUCUAUAUGGUCGACGUUAGGAGCAAUAAUGUAACUGGUGAGCCACUCUUGAUUCACAAGAAGGGAAGUAAAGUCGUUGGUCUUAACUGCAAUCCUUUCCAGCCAGAUCUACUGUUGAGUUGUGGAAAUGAUCACUUUGCACGUAUAUGGGACAUGCGUCAGUUGAAAUCUGGUUCUUCUCUUUGCAAUCUACCACACAAACGUGUUGUCAACUCGGCAUACUUUUCUCCACAAAGUGGUAGCAAGAUUCUUACAACUUCACAGGACAACCGACUUCAUGUUUGGGAUUCAAUAUAUGGUAAUCUAGAUACUCCAAGCAGGGAAAUCGUUCACAGUCAUGACUUCAAUCGACAUCUUACUGCUUUCCGAGCAGAGUGGGACCCAAAAGAUCCUUCAGAGUCCUUAAUUGUCAUUGGCCGUUACAUAAGUGAGAAUUUCAAUGGCACUGCCUUGCACCCCAUUGAUUUUAUAGACAUCACCACAGGCCAGUUGGUUGCCGAAGUGAUGGAUCCAAACAUAACAACAAUCAGUCCUGUGAAUAAGUUGCAUCCACGCGAUGAUGUUAUGGCAUCCGGUAGUUCAAGGUCACUUUUCAUUUGGAGCCCAGCAGGGGAUUCCGAGGAAAAAGAUGAAGAGAAGAUCAUAGAUUGUUGGUCGGAGGAGAAAAGGACUUCGGCUAUGGGGCGUGCUGAUAAAAUGGGGAAGACAUUUCGUGGUGCCGACAGCGACGAGGAAGAAACUAAUGGCAGUGGUAAGAGGAACAUCAAGAAGAAGAAGAACCCUUCUUUGAAAUCAAAGUCUUUUAGUACUUAUAGGAAGAAGUGAUAAUUAAUCUUUAAUGUAGCUCUUUUGUAUAGUGUAAUGGCCUUUUAACCCCAAUAUUUUUGUCUAGAACUGGGUUUGGGGAGGGGGUGAAAUAUUGUCCUCUGUGGCCUAUUUAUUUACUAAAUGGCUGGCUAUUAAGGGAUCUUGUUUCUACAAUGAGAAUAUUCAUAUUUUACUUUGUACUACUUAACAUUGCUAAAGAAUACGAAAUUAUGUGCUUAACUUGGAAUCUUAUUAAAAACAUAAAUGUGGUUGAAAUUA